This is a messenger RNA of Equus caballus (horse), 4497 nucleotides long. The record is from RefSeq and is a predicted model, not a curated record. Lineage: Eukaryota; Metazoa; Chordata; Mammalia; Perissodactyla; Equidae.
UCUUAGAGCAACAGCUGGUGAGCAAUGCACGGAGCAGACUUGUAACCGACUUACAUCAUCUUCAACAUGAAGAUAGCUACAGUGCCAAUGCUUCUGACCCUGGCUCUUUGCCUCAUACAAGAUGCUGCCAGUGAGGAUGAAAAUCAGGAAACAUGCAAUGAAUAUCGGGCAUUGAUGAAAAAUGGAAAAUUGUUCUGUUCCAGAGAUAAAAAAUUUUUUGAAAGCCCUGAUGGAAUAAUGUUCAUCAACAAAUGUGCCUCAUGCAAAACGAUAUUGGAAAAAGAGGCAAAAUCCCAGAAAAGGGAUUUAACAAGAGCCACCAGGGCCACUGCCCCAGCAAAGGAUGUGUGUAGUGCUUUUCGGCCUUAUGUGAAGGAUGGAAGACUUGUAUGCACAAGGGAAAAUGAUCCAGUUCUUGGUCCUGAUGGGAAGACGCAUGGCAAUAAGUGUGCGAUGUGCGCUGAGCUAUUCUUAAAAGAAGCUGAAGAAAAUGCCAAACAAGAAGGUGAGACCAGAAUUCGGCGAAGUGCUGAAAAGGAUUUUUGCAAGGAAUACGAAAACCAAGUGAGGAAUGGAAGACUGUUUUGUACCCGGGAGAGUGACCCAGUCCGUGGCCCUGAUGGCAGGAUGCAUGGCAACAAAUGUGCCCUGUGUGCUGAAGUUUUCAAACGGCGUUUUAUAGAAGAAAAAAAUAAAGAAGAUAAAACCCGGAGAGAGGCUGAAGAAAAAGCUAAAGUUAAAACAGAAAUUGAGAAAAUGUGCAGUGAAUAUCAGAAUCAAGCAAAGAAUGGAAUACUGUUCUGUACCAGAGAAAAUGACCCUAUUCGUGGUCCAGAUGGGAAAAUGCAUGGCAACUUGUGUUCCAUGUGUCAAGCCUUCUACCAAGCAGAAGCUGAAGAAAAGAAAAAGGCUGAAGCAAAAGCAAGAAGUAAAAGAGAAUCUGGAAAAGCACCCUCAUAUGCAGAGCUGUGCAGUGAAUACCGUAAGUUUGUGAGGAAUGGAAAACUCCCUUGUACCAGAGAGAAUGACCCCAUCCAAGGCCCAGAUGGGAAAAUGCAUGGCAACACCUGCUCCAUGUGUGAGGCCUUCUUCCGAGCAGAAGAAGAAGAAAAGAAAAAAAAGGAAGGUGAAUCAAGAAAUAAAAGACAAUCUGAGAAUACAGCUUCCUUUGAGGAGUUGUGCAGUGAAUACCGCAAAUCUAGGAAGGAUGGACGUCUUCUUUGCACUAGAGAGAACGACCCCAUCAAGGGCCCAGAUGGAAAAAUGCAUGGCAAUGUCUGUUCCAUGUGUGAGGCCUUCUUUCAACAAGAAGAAAGAGCAAGAACAAAGGCUAAAAGAGAAACUGCAAAGGAACUCUGCAGUGAAUUUCGGAACCAAGUGAGGAACGGAAUGCUCAUAUGCACCAGGGAGAAUGAUCCUGUCCGUGGCCCAGAUGGCAAAGUUCAUGCAAACAAAUGUGCCAUGUGUGCAAGUGUGUUCAAACUUGAAGAGGAAGAGAAGAAAAAUAAUGGCAAGGAAGAAAAGGAGAAAGUUGAUGCUGAGAAAGUUAAGAGAGAAGCAGUACAGGAGCUCUGCAGUGAGUAUCGUAACUAUAUGCGGAAUGGACGACUUCCCUGCACCAGAGAGAAUGACCCCAUUGAGGGCUUAGAUGGGAAAAUUCAUGGCAACACCUGCUCCAUGUGUCAGGCCUUCUUCCAGCAAGAAGCAAAAGAAAAAGAAGAAGCCAAAUCCAGAGCAAAAGCUAAGAGAGAAGCUGAAAAGGAUGCAUGCAGUGAAUUUCGGAGCCUUUUGCAAAAUGGAAAUCUCUUCUGCACACGAGAAAAUGAUCCCGUGCGUGGCCCAGAUGGCAAGACCCAUGGCAACAAGUGUGCCAUGUGUAAAGCAGUCUUUCAGAAAGAAAAUGAAGAAAGAAAGAGAAAAGAAGAGGAAAAUCAGAGGAGUGCCGGAGGGAAUGGUUCCAGUGGUGGUGGAGGAGGGAAAGCUCAGGACCAAUGUGCUGAGUUUCGAGAACUAAUGAAAAGUGGAAAUCUCAGCUGUACUCGGGAGAAUGAUCCCGUACGUGAUGCCGAUGGCAAAUCAUACAACAAUAAGUGUACCAUGUGUAAAGAGAUGCUGCAAAGAGAAGCAGAGGAAAAAAAUAAGCAUUCCGGUGUCAGAUCAAAUGGGACUGACUCAGCAUCCAAAAAAGAUGAAUGUGAUGAGUUUAGAAGCCAAAUGAAAAAUGGACAACUUAUCUGCACACGAGAAAGUGAUCCUGUCCGGGGUCCAGAAGGCAAGAUGCAUGGCAAUAAGUGUGCUAUGUGUAAGGAAAAACUGGAAAGGGAAGCAGCUGAAAGAAAAAAGAAAGAGGAUGAAAACAGAAGAAACACAGAAGAAAGGAGCAAUGAAAAACAGGAUCAGUGUCACGAAUUCCGGAACAUGGUGAGAGAAGGAAAGCUUAUCUGCACCAGAGAAAAUAACCCUGUUCGAGGUCCAGAUGGCAAGAUGCACGUCAACAAGUGUGCCAUGUGUCAGAGCAUCUUUGAGCGAGAAGCUAGUGAAAGAAAAAAGAACGAUGAAGAAAAAUCAAAUGCCAAGCCCUCAAAAGAUGCAAAGGACCAGUGCAGAGAGGUUCAGAGUGAAGUGGAGGACAGAAAAUUUAGACAGUCUGAGCGUUCCUUGGCCUCCACUGUCAGGAGGAGUGCAGAUAACUGCAGCAAGUUUCGGCAGUACGUGAGGAAUGACGAGCUCAUGUGCACUCGAGAGAAUGAUCCCGUGCGUGGCAUUGAUGGAAAGUUAUAUAAAAACAAGUGCUACAUGUGCAGAACUAUCUUUCAAAAAGAAGCUUCAGAAAGGGCAGGAAUUCGAGAAAAGCCAUCCCACACUAGAUCUUCUGAAGAGGAAGAGAGCCCAGAUUCCCUCAAUACUCUGGAUUCUGAGAUGUGCAAACACUACCGAGUAUUGCCCAAGAUAGGUUACCUUUGCCCAAAGAAUUUACAGCCUGUCUGUGGUGAUGAUGGCCAGACGUACAACAAUCCCUGCAUGCUCUGUCAUGAAAAUCUAAUGCGCCAGACUAAUACACACAUACGCAGUGAAGGGAGGUGUGAGGACAGCAGCACCCCAGGAACCACAGUUCCCAGCGUGCCAGCAUCUGGCAAAUGAUGUGAGAAUUGGUGAAAGCCAUGAGGGAAAAUGUAUACCCCGAUUCUGAACUGCCUACCUUAUCCAUCUGUAUAUACAAAUAACUCUUCAGAGCUCAUCUUAUUUACUGUAGAAAACCAUACAGAACUGUUGGGGGAAUGGACUCACUGACUUUCAGUCUUCCAUCUCUUUCCUCCUGGAUUCUUUGAUCUGAGGGCACAGAAACACUUCCACCCAAUCUGUGCUCUGGAAAGCUCCUGAUCACAAUGCUGUCUGUCCAACUGCUUGUUCAAUAAAAGUAAACCCAGCAGAACACCAUGUCUGGGAUUUCUUUGCCACUGCCUGGAUGUCAGGAACUUGUUUUUUACUGAAGCUGAAUAAUCUACCCUUUUGUCUUGCAAAGCCCAUUGGUGGACAGAGAAUGCUCACUUUUUUUCAGAUUCAACUUGCUGUCAUAGUUGGAAAAGAAUAUCUAGAAGAGAGGUAGGGAGGUAUGGGCUCCCAGGCAGCCAAUGGCUGUAUAAAGCCCAAGCAGCUAUGAAUUAACCUCACCUUCCAAUGACACAAAGCAAUAAUUUCUCAUAUCCAAUCAUGUGGCCUCUUGACAAUUUCCUGUGUCAGGGCCUUGGACCCAUAGUCUGGGAGAAGACUAAGGAAAUGAGAGUUACCAACGUGUGCAAGUCUCUAGAGCAGCGCUGUCCAAUAGAAAUAUAAUAUGAGCCACAUAUGUGAUCUCAAAAUUUUUAGUAGCUACAAAAGAAAUGGGUAAAAUUAAUUUUAAUAAUGUAUUUUACUUAGCCCAAUAUACCAAAACUAUUAUCAGUUCAGAAGAUAAUCAAUAUAAACUUUUUUUUUUUUACUAAGUUUUUGAUAUUGGUAUGUAUUUUAUACUUGUAGCACAUCUCACUUUGGACCAGCCACAUUUCAAGUGCUCAAUAGUUACGUGUGGCUAGAAGCUACUAAACCAGUGCACUAAUGCAUGUGAGAAAUCCACCAGGGAGUGCGCACAUUAGGUAGGGUGGCAUGGAAUAACUUGUAAGCUCCUGCCACAAUGCCGAAACUCUGUCAUGCUCCAAAUCUUGCUACUGGUGUCCUGUGACAGCACCAAGUUAUGUGGUUCACUUGCAGAUUCUGGGCUUGUGCUGAGCGUACUCUAGAGGGAGAGAAAGCUUGUGCAGAAUCCAUCGUGGUUCAAGUUGUUCUCAGCUACGGAAGACCUGUGCCCAGAAUGGCAGGCCUGCUUGGAUUUGAGAAGUUAAUUUUGUAUUUUUCCUCUGCUCUUUUUCUUUUAGAUAAGUUGCCACUAGGCCCAUUUGAGUAGGAUUUUGUGAUCUUUGUCUUUUGUAACUGAGUGAAAAUAAAUCAAUCCCUAUCCUG